UAUACAGCUACGCCUGUAACGUUAGCUUGAAAGUGUGUUGUUGACACUGCGGGUGCCACGAAGGUCAGCUUCAGGAAGAAAAAUGUCUCUCCUAAUGAAAUGUUGCACUUUAAUCGUCAAAGUGUUGUGCCUGCCCCUCCACCUGAUCGAAGCGGUCGGCCUGUAUGCAAUAUACAAACGUGUCUUCCCUUUCUGUGUGUACCGGAUUUCUAUAACGUACAACAAGAAGAUGCACGACAAGAAGAAGGAGCUGUUUCGCAGUCUCCCCGAGUUCUGUAAGCCCGGGGGGCGGCUCACUAUUUUGGAGAUCGGCUGCGGCUCCGGUACUAAUUUUCAGUUUUACCCGCCUGGCAGCAAGGUGAUCUGCACCGACCCCAACCCUCAUUUUCAGAAAUAUCUGAAGAAAAGCAUGGACGAGAACGACUGCCUCACCUAUGAGAAAUUUGUGGUGGCUUCAGGGGAGGACAUGGGGUCAGUUGAGAGCGAGUCGGUGGACGUUGUUGUCUGCACCCUGGUGCUCUGCUCCGUCACAGACACGGCGCAGACUCUGCGGGAGGCGCGCCGCAUGCUCAAACCAGGCGGAGCCUUCUUUUUCCUCGAGCAUGUUGUCGCAGACCCCUCCACUUGGUCCUACUUCUUCCAGCAUGUUCUGCAGCCUGCAUGGUACUACUUUGGCGAUGGAUGCGAGGUCACCCGGGAAACAUGGAAACAUCUGGAGGCUGCUGGAUUCUCUGAGCUCAAGCUGAGACACAUCCAAGCACCGCUCAUGUUCAUGAUCAAACCCCACAUCUACGGCUAUGCUGUGAAAUAAAUUCUGUCUCCUUAGUUUUGCAGCAAGCUACCCUCACAACCAGAGUAUGAAUAUGCCAAACACUUAAUGCCUCCGCUCUCCUUUCUGAUAUGAUUGAUCACCAGUGAUGGAGAUAAUGCCAAUCACUUUGAUACUAAUUUUAUUUUUGUAUGGAAAUAGUCUGUGUAUUGUAAAGACAUUUUUAACACAUGGAAUAAAAACAUUAGCACACUACUAAUUUUAUACGCAGUGUAAGUGAAAAGUAUGUUUAAUCUUCUAUUUGUCCUUUCCUUCUCCAAGUUGCUUACUGAUUAAUCAAUAUACUGCCAUAGAUGAUCAGAGAUCAUGUGCUGCUGGAUUUGACAUGAGUUUGUUGUAUCCCUAAAAUAUAUAUAUUUUUGCUGUUAUCUGAUUGUGAUGUGUCUGAAAGUUGGUGAUUAAAGAGUUUAACUCUUA
Messenger RNA from Plectropomus leopardus (leopard coralgrouper), 1246 nucleotides. Its product is annotated as thiol S-methyltransferase TMT1A-like. Lineage: Eukaryota; Metazoa; Chordata; Actinopteri; Perciformes; Serranidae. The record is from RefSeq and is a predicted model, not a curated record. Gene Ontology annotation, molecular function: S-adenosylmethionine-dependent methyltransferase activity.